Messenger RNA from Corticium candelabrum, 2686 nucleotides. RefSeq names its product phosphatidylinositol phosphatase PTPRQ-like. Lineage: Eukaryota; Metazoa; Porifera; Homoscleromorpha; Homosclerophorida; Plakinidae. The transcript has 13 exons. Gene Ontology annotation, molecular function: protein binding. The record is from RefSeq and is a predicted model, not a curated record. The coding region runs from base 31 to 2649 and encodes 872 amino acids.
UCAGUUUUUGUCUGUACCUAGGGAAGUGCAAUGUACUUAUUCAGGUGGUGUGUAUGCCUAUGGUAUCUCUGCUAUAUCUGGUCGAGUAGAGUCAGUUGUGUUAGAACAGACAAUUGUUCUCCAGGACAACCAUGCGAACGGCCAAAUGUUACCAAUGUUACAACAUCAAAAAUUUAUAUUUCAAUGUCGUGUCCAUCAGCUGACUGUGAUUGUAAAGCUACCAAGUAUUGGCCAGGGUUACGCCGAUUGUACUUUACCCCCGAAUCCAUAAUAAGAACUACAACAGAGAAAACUUUUGCAUUUACUCAUCUGCAUCCUCACACGUUUUACGCUCUGAACGUAACUGCAACUUAUAAUCAAGAUUGUGCAAAAGGUUUCAAUUCUUCCAGUGAAAUUGUUGUAGUGAUCACUCGGGCAGCAGCAGCAUUGCCUACUCCAAAAAUUGUUCAAGUGAAACCUCGUGAUUCGCAAUCCGCUAAAAUUCAAGUGAAUGUCAAUGACGGAUAUAAAAAUAUUUCUUCAUUUAUGGUCUACUACAAUGGAACAAACACUCCAUUCAAUACAACGAACUCUACUAAAAUCUUGCUUACCGGUCUUACACCGUACACCGCAUAUGAGGUCCGAGUUGCGGCCGUAUUUAGGCCACUCGGUGCUUCUGACAGCUCGUAUGACGUAAGGAGCAACAUGAGUAACGCGAUGGAUUUUGUUACUCUCCGACCAAAGCCUAGCAUUCCUCUAGACGUAUUAGUCGAUGAAGGCUCACUGACUGCUUCGUCUGCUAAAAUUGUUUGGACAGCUCCAGCUACACCAAAUGGCCUAAUCGCAUACUAUACUGUGAGCUAUGUGAUAGGCCAAUUUUCUGUGGCCAACACUAGCUCAGCUGUCAAAACACUUAAAGGAGCAGACAAAAAUUUGAAUUUUACAUUGGAAAAUCUCAAUUCCUGUAGUUGGUACACGACGUGGGUGCAGGCCACAAAAGAGGAAAAAGGCAAGCUCCUUGAAAGUGAUACGAGCACUGUAGCAACAUUCAAGACAUUGGCAAGCGCAACGGAACCUGCAAGGAAUGUGACAAUUGAAAAGACUGGAGCAACGAAUGCUACAAUUAGUUGGUCUUCACCAAGUUGUAAUGCUACCAAACCCUUAAAGAAUUACAAAAUAUUUCUUGAAUCUAACAAAACUGCAAUUCAGCCAGAUAUCAAUCAACCAAAGAUGGAUAUUUCAAAUCUCUCUUCAUCAGUGGUUUUGCGUUCCUUAAUGCCCCUUCGUACAUACUAUGUGUGGGUGGCAGCUAUUUACGAGAACAGCACAACUGGUGAAUCGAUUACUAAAACGAGCAAACCGAAAACAUUUCAGACAUUACCACCGUCAUCUUCUUCACCUCCUUUAAAUGUUGGAGCUUCCAACGUUACCUCGUCGUCAGUCGUAGUCACGUGGUCUAGACCAAAAGAUGUAUUUGGAAUUAUUGCUAAAUACGAUGUUUCAAUACACUCUCUUGAAACAAACAGCAGGGCAAGACGCAGCAAAAAAAUUUUGGAAGUAAACGGUCAGGAUAAUUCGAUUUUUAUUGCAAGUCUUCAUCCCUACACGAAGUACACCGCUAAAGUGCGAGCUGGUACAGAAAUUCCCGCCAAUUCUUCUCACUAUCUUUGGAGUAACUCUAAUAGUAACAAUUUUACUACAGAUGUGUCUGAACCUCCAGUUCCCAGAAACCUGUCGAUUGCGUCAAACCUAACGAAGGAUUAUGGAGGGAAGGUGUUGAUCACUAUUCCUGGUAUUGACAAUACAAACGGUCCAAUCGACGCUGUUGAGAUCAUCGUUGUCGAAUUAAAAUCUGGAGUGGUGUGGUCCUACGACAAACCUCUUCCCAAGAACAAAACUGAUGGCGUGGUCACCAUUACAGCAUUCACCAUUCCAUCAAAUAAAACAGACCAAACGAUUUUGACUGGAGCAAAGACAAGUAAAAUUCCAAUGCUCAAAGCAGGCACUUCAUACGCUUUCUAUCUUCGAUGGACAGUAGAGAAUUCUACGAGAAAGCUGACAUCAACCAGUAAAGCCACCAUUUAUUCAACUAAACCAAUUCCAACUGAAUUGGUUACUGUAGCAACACCAUCGCCGACAUUCUUGUUGUCUUCGUCACCGUCGACAUUGACCCCAUCAUCAUCGCCAGCGUCCACAUCGACUGCCUCGUCGUCGUCAGCGUCUACAUCGACUGCGUCAGCGUCGUCGUCAGUGUCGUCAACGUCCACAACGACUGCCUCGUCGUCGUCAGCAUCUACAUCAACUGCCUCGUGUGUGUUGCGUGCAACAACAAGUCCACCAGCUAGAUCAGAUGAGAAAAAGAAUGUGGGACUACUAAUAGCUGGAGUCGGCACACUGUCCUUCGGUGCUAUUCUGUUAGUACUUGCCGUGUACUUUUUCUAUCAACGAAAACGCUUAGUUGAUGUAGGAGGUGAAAAUGAAUGUAACACAAUGGAAAUAGAAAUGGACGAACAAGAAGAAACGCACCGUGCUAUUGAAUACGAGGCAGUGCUUGUCCCUGCUUAUCUACCCGACGUACUGACAACGAAUCCAGGAUAUGCAAAAUCAUCCGUGGGCAAUAAUCCAGCCUACAAUGUGGCAGUCAUUAACAAUCAAGACGACCGACAGUAGAAUACGAUUACAUUUACCUAGUUAUAGUUGUAGUAGA